CGCGUACUGCCAUCUUUGUUAGGGGCAGCGGGCUCAUCGCCGAGAUGCCGAAGUCUUGCGCGGCCCGGCAAUGCUGCAACCGCUACAGCAGCCGCAGGAAGCAGCUCACUUUCCACCGGUGAGGGAUGGGAGGCCGGGACCCGACCCUGUGGAGCAGUUACAGGCCCCAGUGCACCGGGCGGGAGCUCCGGGAAGUCCAGGGUUCCCGUUCAGCCGCCCGGAGCUCCUGAAGGAGUGGGUGCUCAACAUCGGCCGGGUCAACUUCAAGCCCAAGCAACACACGGUCAUCUGUUCUGAGCACUUCAGACCUGAGUGCUUCAGUGCCUUCGGGAACCGCAAGAACCUCAAACACAAUGCCGUGCCUACCGUGUUUGCUUUUCAGAACCCCGCACAGGUCUGUCCUGAGGUGGGGGCUGGUGGGGACCGCACACUGGAAGAGCUUCAGCCUCCAGACACUGAAGGCCCUGUGAAACAGGUCUUACCAGAGAGAACAGAAGCAAUGGAGGCUUCUGGCCUGCCAGCCGGCCCCAUGGGGUUAGAACGGCCCUUCCCGGGACAGCCGUCCGAUCACAGCUAUGCCCUUUUGGACUUGGAUACCCUGAAAAAAAAACUCUUCCUCACGCUGAAGGAAAACAAGAGGCUCCGGAAACGACUGAGGGCCCAGAGGCUGCUGCUUCGGAGGACAUGUAGCCGCCUGCGAGCGUAUAGAGGGGGACAGCGGGGACCGCGGGCCAGACGGUCAGCACAGCAGAACUGAGCCCAAGUAGGCCCUGGGAUGUGGGGAUGGUGGCGACACCCUUGCAGGAAGUGGUUUUCGUCUCUGCUGUGCACAUUCCUACCACUAGUGCUGCAAGGCACCUUGAGACUGGAUGGAUAGGAUGCCCCGACAGACAGUCGUCAGGGGAGGGCCCAAGUGCUGGGGAACCAGGCACAAUCUUGGGUCUCCUGAGCUGAGGAUGGCAGCUGUGGGCCUGUCUUGUAACAGUGACCAAAUGUUAGGAGUUGUCGCAGCCCUGCCAGAGACAGUACCCCGAGGGAGAGGUGGUCCCAGGAACACAGUUAGUCUGUGGGGUCCUUCUCACCUUCCCAGAGGAGCCGCUCUGAGGACAGGGCAAGGGUCUCCCACAUCAGCCUGUAUUUCUGAUGACUCUGGCCUGGUCUGUGUAAAUCUGGAAUAAACGCUUUGAACUCUA
This is a messenger RNA of Myodes glareolus (Bank vole), 1193 nucleotides long. It is a transcript of the gene Thap3, whose product is annotated as THAP domain containing 3. NCBI's taxonomy places the organism in Eukaryota, Metazoa, Chordata, Mammalia, Rodentia, Cricetidae. The record is from RefSeq and is a predicted model, not a curated record.